This is a messenger RNA of Myodes glareolus (Bank vole), 667 nucleotides long. The record is from RefSeq and is a predicted model, not a curated record. NCBI's taxonomy places the organism in Eukaryota, Metazoa, Chordata, Mammalia, Rodentia, Cricetidae.
AUGGAAACGGGUCCCAGAAACAGUCCUUGCUCCGAGAAGGAAUCCCAGGAAAUCUGCUCCCCUGGAUUACUGGUGUUCACCGGCUGCUCUGAGCAGGAUGCCAACUUGGCGAAGCAGUUUUGGCUCGGGGCAUCCAUGUAUCCCCCCACUGAAUCUCAGCUGGUGUUGACCAGGGACAGCAGCCAGCGGCUACCAGUGGCGAAGCUUUCUCAGGUCCAAGUGAGCGAGAAAAAUCCAGCCCAACCCUUUCCCUUUGAUUAUAACAAGGAGGCAAAUGUCUUUGCUAAAAUCCGAAAGAUUCAGGAAGCUGAAGAGAAAGCAAAGUAUCUCCAAAAGGCCAAAAAGAGAGAUGAGAUCCUCCAACUCUUAAGGAAACAAAGAGAAGAGAGAAUUUUGAAAGAGCUGAUUUCAUUACCUUAUAAACCUAAGACCAAAGUACUUGAAGCAAAGAAAGUCUCAUCAGAGUCAGACAAACAGGACCAAGAAGAAGUCAAAGCCUUGCAAUGAUUUGAUUGACAUAUUAUAGCAGGUGACUGACAUGUAUUCACCUUUGAAGCAAGUUAUGCUUACAUCAGGAUCACCAAGUAAAAAGUGUGCAGAUUUCCAGGAAUUUGACAAUUACUGAGUAUUCAUGUUAUAAUAUACUAAAAUAAAAGUUAAGAAUGUA